Cylicostephanus goldi is the source of this 483-nucleotide messenger RNA. The record is from the annotation of a GenBank genome assembly. Lineage: Eukaryota; Metazoa; Nematoda; Chromadorea; Rhabditida; Strongylidae.
UCCGGUCUAGGAGGGAUGAAGACACAGGAGCUAGUAUCCGAUGAGGGUGGUAGUUCAUCAUCCGAGCAGCCUGGAUUCUUUCCCCGUCCCAAUGUCCUACCCUGUGCACCCCCAAUAAACGGUGUCACUGGGAUGACCGUACCCACAUGGGUGCAUCCGACACCUCCCGGUGCCUCCAACGAUCUGUUCGUACAUAUACAGAUGGGAGAGACAUUGAAUAUCCUUGUUGGUAACGAUGUUCAAAACAUCACUGGACCUGCCACUGUACGUAUGGUCGGUGAAUGUGGUAUGUCGCCUUCAGCACUUCCCAUUCAUGUACCUCCUGGGCACGUUAUCCAUCAAAUUAUCGAUGAGCAACAACCUUCACCUCUCUUUAUUUUAUUUUUUUUGCUUGGCUCAAUUGCGACGUCGCUGUUUCUACGACAACGUAGAAACAGCGACGUCGCAAUUGAAUGUGUAAAAUCGUCGCAAUUGAAUGUGUAA